CACCGAAAGCUCUUCACUUACUAGUUUUCUUUGCUGUCGCUUUCGGUGAUACGAUUUGUGUUCUAGUUUUAUUGAACAAAAACAAGAAAAUAAACCAAUUAGCUCGACAGGACUGAGAUGUUACAGUUUAGGGCUUCUGUUGUGCUGAAGGAGUUGAUUCAAACCAGCCAUAAGCGUUCGUUAUCAGACAUUUUAAGCUUUAAAAAGACUUUACCAAGCGCGUAUCGCUUCAGCGCCGCUUAUUCCAAUGGCAAAAUACCAAAGUUAAAUAUCGUCCGUAAUGGAAGAUAUCUACCUUUCAUUCAACCUCUAUCUUCGAGGAGAUUCCUAUGUACAAAAACCGAGGGAGCGAUCGAACCAGAGACCGUGAAGACAGAUGAGACCUUACAGGAAACGACGGCAGACAACUUCAUCUCUGGGUAUUUCCAUUCUUACCCGCAUUGUGGCCUAAAUGUGAGCAAUGCAAGUGGAGUCACCGGUUAUCAUGUGUCACGCGAAAGUGAGUGGAGGAAAGCUGGAAUCCUGCCCAGCUUGGAGGAUCUGCUCUUUUACAGUAUUGCUGAAGGCCAAGAAAAGAUCCCAGCCCACAAAUUCAUUACCGCGCUGAAGGCCACCGGACUUCGGACGGGAGAUCCACGGCUGAAAGAAUGUAUGGACAUGUUGAAAGUCACCCUGAAGUCCACGUCAGAUGGCGUGAUGCUGGACCGCCACCUUUUCAAAAAGUGUGUCCAGAGCAACAUUGUGCUUUUAACCCAGGCCUUCCGGAAAAAGUUUGUCAUCCCUGAUUUCCAGUCGUUUUCUUCCCACAUUGACACUCUCUAUGAGAAAGGCAGAAAACUUUCUGGUGGACUGGUUGCUGACUACAUUCCCCAACUUGCCAAAUUUAGCCCAGAUUUGUGGGCCGUGUCCCUGUGCACAGUCGAUGGACAGAGACACACGGUGGGCGACACCAAAGUGCCGUUCUGCCUGCAGUCGUGCGUGAAGCCGCUCAAGUACGCUGUUGCUGUGCACGAUCACAGCACCGAAUUUGUGCAUCGCUUCAUUGGGAAAGAGCCCAGCGGCUUACGCUUCAACAAACUCUUUCUGAAUGAGGAGGAUAAACCGCAUAAUCCCAUGGUAAAUGCCGGCGCUAUCGUGUGUACCUCUCUGAUUAAGCAAGGGGCAGGCAAUGCUGAGAAGUUUGAUUAUUUGAUGAACUUCCUGAAGAAGAUGGCAGGAGACGAAUAUGUUGGCUUCAGCAAUGCCACAUUUCAGUCAGAACGUGAGACGGGUGACAGGAAUUUCGCUAUUGGCUAUUAUCUGAAAGAGAAGAAGUGCUUUCCAGAGGGAACCGAUAUGAACGCUGUUCUGGACUUGUACUUUCAGCUCUGCUCCAUCGAGGUAACAUGUGAGAGCGCUAGUGUCAUGGCAGCCACGCUGGCCAACGGUGGUUUCUGUCCAAUCACAGGCGAGCGCGUGCUGUGCCCAGAGGCCGUGCGAGACACCCUUAGCCUCAUGCACUCCUGCGGCAUGUAUGACUUCUCAGGGCAGUUCGCCUUCCAUGUGGGCCUUCCAGCCAAGUCAGGUGUGUCUGGGGGUAUUCUGCUGGUUGUGCCUAAUGUGAUGGGCAUCAUGUGCUGGUCUCCGCCAUUGGACAAGCUCGGCAACAGUGUCCGAGGCAUCCAGUUCUGCACGGAUCUGGUGUCCUUGUUCAACUUUCACAACUAUGACAACCUGAGGCAUUUCACCAAGAAGCUCGAUCCUCGCCGUGAGGGAGGGGAACAGGGGGUGAAAUCUGUCAUCAAUCUUCUCUUUGCUGCCUACACAGGAGAUGUGUCUGCCUUGAGAAGGUUUGCAUUGUCCUCCAUUGACAUGGAACAGAGCGAUUAUGACUCCAGGACAGCUCUGCAUGUAGCAGCCGCUGAGGGACACGUUGAGGUGGUGAAGUUUCUUCUGGAGGCCUGCAAGGUGAACCCUGGUCCCAAGGACAGAUGGGGCAACACGCCAAUCGAUGAGGCAAGGCAGUCUGGGCAUCAUGACGUGCUCACACUUCUGCAGGAGUACACUGAAAAGUACAAUCCAUCUAAAAACCCUGUCGCAGACAAAGAGACCACUGAGAAAAACCUGGACGGGAUGCUGGAGACAUAACCAACCAACCAGUCAAUACUCUUCUUAAGCCUAGUCAAGGACUACUAUAUGUUUAUAAGGUUAGUGUGUUGUUUGUCCUAAAAUAUAGAAAUAUAUAUAUAAUAUAUAUUUUUUUAUGUUACAGUAUAUUCUGUGUAUGCUUUUGUAAGACAUUUUGCUUUCUCCAUUUGGUUCUCACAACAAGAUAAAGUAAGAUUUCAGUAUCAAAUUGUGCAAACCGUGUAAUACACGCUUAUUGUUGAUUGUGCCAAUGAUUUCUUGUAAACGUUGACAAACUGUUCUUAUGAAGUUAAAUAUACCAAACAGUUUGCUGGAUUUUCAGGAAGUAAUGUAAUUUUGUAUGGAGCUGUCAUCAUUUUUUCUCACAUCGUUUCGUUUAUUUCAUCAUACAUAUUAGAACAUUUUAACCACUGCCAAACACAUCAUUUCUGCUGAUAUUCUUUACAUGAGUACCCGCACACUGAAUAAUAAACAUAAAGGUAAUGUGUGAAAUCUGAAUACAGAAGUGUUAAAACAUCACAUUUCAGUUAUACUUGGGGAAUAAGAAAUUCACAAAAGUAUAUGAAAGUCACAAUGUGAACAUUUACUUUGUAAACCAUUAUUAGAAAAUAUGUGUCUGCAUUAGAAAGACUCUUUUCAUAAAUAAAUUACAAAUGACCAGGUUUAUAUACAGCCGCGGGAAAACAUUAAGAGACCAUUCCAUAUUUUUAUUUCAAAUCAGCAUUUCUAGAUGUAUUGUGGCCAUUCCAGUCCAGUGUCUGUUGAAUUUCAACAAAAUCAAACCUCAGGAGUGACAGAAAGUCAUCCAACAGCAAUGUGAAAGACUGACCGCAUGAUAAGACACGUGAUAAAAAUCGAGGUUAUCACAUAAAAAAUAUAUUUUUGAACUUUUCCUAAAUACAUGUACAAAUAUUACUGUUGUAUAGCCUAAAAGUGAACAUGAACUUGUUUUCUUUUUGAGGUCUGAAAAAUACAGAGCAUCUUUUCUGUUAUUUUGACCUGUUUCUUCAGUUUUCAUUAUCAGCAAAUAAAUGCAAAUAGAAAAAAGACUGUGACAUUAAAAUUGGGUAGAAAUAUUGUUAGUUGUUCAUAGAGUGAAACAAAAAUGAUUCUUUUAUAAACACUAUAAAUAGUACAUUCUAAAAUCAUGGUCUCUGAAAUGGUCUCUUAAUUUUUUCCAUGGCUGUAUAUUCGAUAUUUGAAUCGAUGUGUCUUCUAGGAUGUUGUGUUAGCAAUAUGGAUGGUAAAAAUGAAGUUAAUGUUGAAAAAUUGGAAAGGAAAUGAAUGAAUGUAAACUAUUCUAAAGAGUCUUAAUUCAGUGUUUAGCUGCACACAAACUGAGUGGUGAGUGUACAUGUGCAGUAAAGCAAUGCUAUACAAAUAUUUAUUUUGAUGUGCA
Messenger RNA from Triplophysa rosa, 3526 nucleotides. RefSeq names its product glutaminase b (gene glsb). Gene Ontology annotation, biological process: L-glutamine catabolic process. Bases 118 to 2127 code for a protein of 669 amino acids. Gene Ontology annotation, molecular function: glutaminase activity; protein binding. The transcript has 19 exons. The record is from RefSeq and is a predicted model, not a curated record. NCBI's taxonomy places the organism in Eukaryota, Metazoa, Chordata, Actinopteri, Cypriniformes, Nemacheilidae.